AGGCGGCGCGGCAGGGGCCGGAGCCCCGGGGGUGCCACCCCGCGCCCACGCCGCCGCGGGGGACCCCCCGCGGGACACCUCGGGGAGGGUGUGCGGCGGGCCAGGCGCGCCUUGGGGCGGUGGCGGGGCUGCCCCGGGGGGCAGGUGGCAGCGGGCACCCCCGGCGGGGUGGGCUGCGGGCCGUGGUGAUCGGCCGGGGGGAGGAGGCUGCGGGCGGCCCGGGGCAGGUUCCGCGGGGAGGAGGCGAGGGAGGGAGGGCGCUGGGAGGCUGGGACACGGGCAGGGUGCGGUCCUGGCGGUUCCCGGUCCCGGAUCUCUUCAAUUUCCCCUCUCACUCCUGCCCGGGGAGCGGAGGCAGCGGCGGCUCCGGCUCCGGCUCCAGCUCCGCCGCGCUGACCGCCGAAGCGCAAACCGCGGGGGGCUCCGGCAGCGCCGAGCCCCGCGCCCCGCGCCCCGCAAGCGGCCGCUCCCCUGCCAAAACAAACGUCCCUUCGCUAUUUAUUGCCGCCGCCGGGCCACGGCAGCUCAGAGCGGGCCGCCACCGGCCCGCCGCACCAGGCAGCCGGAGCGCACCCGCGCCGGGCAGCCGCCGCGCCCCGCCGCUGCCGCCACCGGCACCGGCACCUGUCCGCCGGCUGCGCGCCGUAUGGGGAGCCCCGGGGCGGGCGGCGGGAGCGGCGGCCGAGCCUAGCGGGGCCCCCGAAGCCGCCGGUCCCCCGGGCCGCCCCGGGGCCGCCGGGCGCGCCAUGAAGCCGGCGCGGCUGCUGCUGCUGCUGAGCGGGUGCGCGCUGCUGCUGGCGCCGGCCGUGCGCGGCUGCGGGCCGGGCAGGGUGGUGGGCAGCCGCCGCCGCCCGCCCCGCAAGCUCAUCCCGCUCGCCUACAAGCAGUUCAGCCCCAACGUCCCCGAGAAGACGCUGGGGGCCAGCGGCCGCUACGAGGGCAAGAUCGCGCGUAACUCGGAGCGCUUCAAGGAGCUCACGCCCAACUACAACCCCGACAUCAUCUUCAAGGACGAGGAGAACACCGGCGCCGACCGGCUCAUGACCCAGCGCUGCAAGGACCGCUUGAACUCCCUGGCCAUCUCCGUUAUGAAUCAGUGGCCAGGCGUGAAGCUGCGGGUGACAGAGGGCUGGGAUGAGGAUGGGCACCACUCAGAGGAGUCACUGCAUUACGAGGGCCGAGCUGUGGACAUCACAACCUCAGACCGGGACCGCAACAAAUACGGCAUGCUAGCUCGCCUGGCCGUGGAGGCUGGCUUCGACUGGGUCUACUACGAGUCCAAGGCUCAUAUCCACUGUUCCGUCAAAUCAGAGCACUCAGCCGCUGCGAAGACGGGGGGCUGCUUCCCUGGGCGGGCACUGGCGACGCUGGAGGAUGGUGCUCAAACACCGCUGUGGGCACUGCGCCCGGGCCAGCGGGUGCUGGCGAUGGAUGGGGCAGGCAGGCCCACUUACAGUGACUUCUUGACUUUCCUGGACAAGGAGCCCCAUGUCCUCACCUCCUUCCACGUCAUCGAGACGCGGGAGCCAUCCCGGCGCCUGGCCCUGACGCCCACCCACCUGCUCUUCGUGGCUGAGAACGCCUCAGCACCUGCUGCUCACUUCCGCCCCACCUUUGCCAGCCGUGUGCACCCUGGACAUUUUGUACUGGUGGCAGCAGAGGGCGGUGGCUGGCAGCCCGCCGAAGUGGUGGAGGUGCGGGACCAGAGGGACGUGGGAGCCUAUGCCCCACUGACACGCCAUGGGACACUGGUGGUGGAUGGUGUGGUGGCCUCGUGCUUUGCCCUGGUGCAGGAGCAACAGCUGGCACAGCUGGCCUUUUGGCCACUGCGGUUCUACCACAGCCUGGUGGGGUGGCCAAGGGUGCAGGGGAAUGGCAUGCACUGGUACUCGGGGCUGCUUUACCGCCUGGGCAGGCUGCUCCUGCCCCCCGACAGCUUCCACCCACUGGGGGUGCCUUGGGCAGAGAGCUGAGGGUGUGCCCUGGCCAUGGCUGGCACUGCUGGUGGAGGUGGUGGCUGUGGGGCAGCUCAGUGGGGCCCAGCACCCCCUCCCAAAGCUGGGUGCCCAGGAGGAGCUGCCUCCAGCCCUGCCUGCUCAGGGCACAGCCUUCUCCUGACUGAGGGGCAUCAGGACUUCCCAGCACACCUCUUCUAUGCCCACCACCCUCUUCUCACUCCCUGUUCUUGGGGG
This is a messenger RNA of Columba livia (rock pigeon), 2192 nucleotides long. It is a transcript of the gene IHH, whose product is annotated as Indian hedgehog signaling molecule. Gene Ontology annotation, molecular function: calcium ion binding; patched binding. The transcript is spliced from 3 exons. Gene Ontology annotation, biological process: regulation of gene expression; cell fate specification; multicellular organism development. The coding region runs from base 747 to 1973 and encodes 408 amino acids. NCBI's taxonomy places the organism in Eukaryota, Metazoa, Chordata, Aves, Columbiformes, Columbidae. The record is from RefSeq and is a predicted model, not a curated record.